AGUAAUACAGUGUUUUGACCAUAAUAAUAAUAGUAACACAACGAAGCUGACACAAAUAUUCUUCGAUGAAAAACGGAGGGACCACGGAACAGAAUCGGAAAGUCGAAUUUGGCGCUCGCACGUUCCGUGCCGUAGACUAGUGCCGUGUUCGGCCAGAGGACGCCACAGAAGCCGAUUUUGCGUUAUGUUUUUGAGUGUGCGAGUGAGUUAGUGAACUUAAAUCGGAAAAAGUAUCCGGCUUCUCUGUGCACAUAUCGGGGGAUUGGAGAGCCGUAACGGACCGCACCGGGCACCAAAUGAAAGGAACCGAAAAUGGCUGAUGAACAGGAGAUCCGACAACUCGAACUUCUGUGUAAACAAUUGUACGAAUCGCAGGACACUGCGAUCCGGGGCGACGCCGAGAAGGCGCUGGUGGUUUUCCAGGAUGGCCCCGAUGCCCUCACCAAGUGUCAAGUGCUGCUUGACAGGGGUGAUUCCUGUUAUGCCCAGCUGCUGGCCGCCACCACGUUAACCAAGCUAGUCUCGCGAAGCGCCCAGGGUCUUAGCCUCCAACAGAGAGUGGACAUUAGGAAUUAUGUGCUUAAUUAUUUGGCCACCAGACCCAAGUUGCCAAACUUUGUUGUACAAGCACUAGUCACCUUGUUUGCAAGGAUCACUAAGCUGGGAUGGUGUGACACACAUAAGGAAGACUUUGUCUUCAGAAAUGUGGUGGCUGAUAUUGGAAAGUUCCUACAGGGUUCCGUAGAGCAUUGCAUGAUAGGUGUGCAGUUGCUGUCGCAGCUCACUUGCGAAAUGAACCAAAUCUCGGAGGUGGAGGCGAACCGAUCACUGACCAAACACCGAAAGAUCGCGUCAUCCUUCCGAGACACGCAGCUGUUCGAGAUUUUCAGGUUGUCGUGCACGUUACUCGGCAAUGCACGUGAAAAUUGCAAAAAUCUUAAUUUUAACGAUGAAAAUCAGCACGGUUUGAUGACUCAGCUACUCCGUCUUGCCCAGAAUUGUCUCACCUUCGAUUUCAUUGGUACGUCUACCGAUGAAUCUUCUGACGAUCUCUGCACCGUCCAGAUACCCACUAGCUGGCGGCCGGCAUUCCUCGAUUUCACCACUCUGGAGUUAUUCUUUGAUUUGUAUCACUCAUUGCCCAACACUCUCUCAUCUCUGGCGCUUUCCUGUCUCGUGCAGAUUGCGUCGGUGCGCCGUUCGCUCUUCAGCAACGCAGAACGCGCCAAGUUCCUUACCCAUCUUGUCAAUGGAGUCAAACACAUCUUGCAAAAUCCUCAGGGAUUGAGCGAUCCCGCGAAUUAUCACGAAUUUUGUAGGUUGCUGGCAAGGUUAAAGUCUAACUAUCAGCUUGGAGAGUUGGUGAUGGUUGACAAUUAUCCGGAAGCGAUACAGGUUCUGGCCAAAUUUACAGUGCAAAGUUUACAGCAAAUGUGGCAAUUCGCGCCUAACAGUGUUCAUUAUCUGCUGAGUUUGUGGCAACGGAUGGUGGCGAGCGUACCUUACGUAAAGGCCACGGAGCCGCAUCUUCUGGAGACGUAUACCCCUGAAGUGACCAAUGCAUACAUUACUUCGCGAUUGGAAUCUGUGACUAUGGUGGUUCGUGACGGCAUGGAAGACCCACUAGAUGAUUUAGGCAUGGUGCAGCAACAACUUGAACAAAUGUCGGUGAUCGGACGUUGCGAGUAUCAAAAGACUUGCACGUUACUGGUGCAACUUUUCGACCAAGCUGCCAGGACGUACACCGAGCUGCUGGCCAAUCCGGCUUCAGGUCAGAUGGAGAUCUCAAUACAAGAGGGACAAUUGACGUGGCUGGUUUACAUCAUAGGCAGUGCGAUCGGUGGUCGAGUGUCAUUCAACAGCAACGAAGAACACGACACCAUGGAUGGCGAACUGCUCUGUCGUGUUCUCCAGCUAAUGAAUCUGACGGAUUCGCGAUUGGCUCAAACUGGCUGCGAGAAAUUAGAGCUUGCGACACUAAGCUUUUUCGAGCAGUUCCGCAAGAUUUAUGUCGGCGACCAGGUCCAGAAAAAUUCAAAAGUUUAUAGGCGAUUGUCUGAAGUGCUUGGUUUGAACGAUGAACCCACUGUACUGAGCGUUUUUAUUAGGAAAAUUAUAACAAAUUUGAAAUAUUGGGGUCGAAGUGAACCUGUCAUCAGCAAGACGCUGCAAUUGCUUAACGACUUGUCGGUGGGCUAUAGCUGCGUCCGUAAAUUAGUGAAGUUAGAAGAGGUCCAGUUUAUGCUCAACAAUCACACCAGCGAGCACUUUCCAUUCCUCGGUAACUCUGUGCCGGUGACAGAAAUGCGUUUACGUUCUAUGUUUUACACGUCGCUGGGUCGGCUACUCAUGGUCGAUCUUGGCGAAGAUGAAGACCGGUUUCACACCUUCAUGAUGCCGCUAACGGCCGCAUUCGAAAGCAUAGGAACGGCGCUGGCGUCGGCCGACAGUCCCAUGUUUGCAACGGAUGACACAAAGAAAGCCUUGAUUGGAUUGGCACGCGAUUUGCGUGGUCUUGCGUUUUCGUUCAACAUGAAAACGUCGUAUAUGAUGCUCUUUGACUGGAUAUACCCGAAUUACACGCCGAUACUGUUGCGAGCUAUUGAAUUGUGGUACCACGACCCACACGUGACCACGCCAGUGCUGCGUCUAUUUGCCGAGCUCGUUCAGAAUCGGUCGCAGCGUCUACAAUUCGACGUCUCCUCUCCUAACGGCAUUUUGCUGUUCAGGGAAGCCAGCAAGAUCCUCUGCAGUUAUGGUAGUCGCAUUCUUAACGUGGAAGUGGCCAAGGACCAAACGUAUCCUCUGAAACUAAAAGGCAUCUCCAUUUGCUUUUCGAUGUUGAAGGCGGCCUUGUGUGGCAGCUACGUGAACUUUGGAGUGUUUAGACUGUACGGAGAUGAAGCGCUCGACAACGCGCUUAACAUUUUCGUCAAACUACUGCUUUCCAUACCGCAGCCUGAUCUUCUGGACUACCCCAAGCUGUCUGUGUCUUAUUAUGCGUUGCUUGAGUGCUUGGCUCAAGACCACAUGGCGUAUCUGUCGACUUUGGAGCCGCGCGUCUUCCUAUACAUCUUGGCCUCCAUCUCUGAAGGCUUGACGGCGCUAGGUGGGCAACUCAAUCACUACACAGAUACCAUGAUUUGUACAGGGUGUUGUGCCACGUUGGACCAUAUAGUUACGUUUAUAUUUAAACAGUUGACACAAAAAGUGUACCCUGGAAAGGAACAGAGAGUCGGCGUGCCACCUAGUAGUGACAUGUUCUUGAAAGUCCUCGAAAUGCACCCCGAAAUUCUUCAACAGAUUCUGAGCACCGUACUGAAUGUGAUUAUGUUCGAGGACUGUCGUAAUCAGUGGUCGAUGUCGCGACCACUACUUGGGCUCAUCCUGCUCAACGCCGAUUAUUUCGGUCAGAUGCGCGAGUCCAUUAUUAGGGGCCAGCCUCCUGACAAACAGGCUGCAAUGGCAACGUGGUUCGAGAAUCUCAUGGAUGGGAUAGAACGUAACCUCCUCACCAAAAACCGCGAUAGGUUCACGCAAAAUUUGUCUAUGUUCCGGCGGGACAUAAACGACUCGUUGAAAGGACCCAAUGUAAAUACAUCGUCGGUUAGUGAUAUGAUGACGUCAUAGUGAUAAUCGGUUUAAGAGACGGACGAACGCUGAUAAACGAAUGAAAGUGUAUAUGUAAAAGUAAAUCGGAUUGAUUGAUUGUUAUUUAGGUACACUUUGCAUUUAUUUCGUAAAACUUAGUGAAAAUGUGUUACUUUAUAUUAUUUGUUGUUGCUGUUUGUGUGUAAAAAUGAUCAUAAGACCGCUGAUAAUGAUUGGAUUUUUUGCAAGUUACGCAGAACAAAUAAAUGCAUUGAUUAUCUAUGAAUGUGUAUAAUAAUUUUUAAAAGAAACAUGAUCAUGGACGAGCUGGUCAAUUAUUUUCAGUUCAACUGACUAUUUUAAAAAUGGAGAGCCGAAGUCGUAUGACAAAUAAAAUGUUUAAUAAAUAA
Messenger RNA from Aethina tumida (small hive beetle), 4001 nucleotides. It is a transcript of the gene Ranbp16, whose product is annotated as exportin-7. The transcript has 11 exons. Gene Ontology annotation, molecular function: small GTPase binding; nuclear export signal receptor activity. Lineage: Eukaryota; Metazoa; Arthropoda; Insecta; Coleoptera; Nitidulidae. Gene Ontology annotation, cellular component: cytoplasm; nuclear pore. The record is from RefSeq and is a predicted model, not a curated record. Gene Ontology annotation, biological process: protein export from nucleus. Bases 313 to 3630 code for a protein of 1105 amino acids.